Molecule: messenger RNA, 1280 nt
Organism: Phodopus roborovskii (desert hamster)
Lineage: Eukaryota; Metazoa; Chordata; Mammalia; Rodentia; Cricetidae
Product: immunoglobulin omega chain
Exons: 4
Coding region: 664-1074 (136 amino acids)
Biological process (GO): immune response; immunoglobulin production
Source: RefSeq, a predicted model, not a curated record
CGCCAGAAAGGGACCCUCCCCCGCGUCCCCGCCCCGGCCUGAGCUCCGUUUUUAUUCCGGAAAUGCCUGAGGAAAGCCAGCGUCUUCCGCUUGCUCGCGCAGCCAGCAGCCCACUGCUCACCCGCUGCGUUGCUGUCGCUGUCGCUCUGGCAGGGCUCUCCCGGUGGCCACUCACAAAUCCACUUCCGGCUCUGUCCGCUUGUGGCGUCCCCUCAUCUUCUCUCCGAUGUCGACACUUCGGUGUCUGCGAGUUCCGAGGCUGGAUGGAAAGACCGGGUUUGAAGGCUCUUCAGAGCUUAGAAGGGGUCAGAGCACCCCACUCCUGAGCCCCAGUUUUCCUGCUGUGAGAAGAGAUGCUUUCAUUGUCCUGAGGAUGCACCCUCUAGUUUCAGUUCACCAGACAUUUAAAGGUGAACAAGAACUUUGUUUCCACUGCGCUCAUCUUCUCAGGGGAGCAUUGAGGUCACUCCCCCUCAGGGAGAUGAGCCCACCAGCCAGCUCCUGGGUUCUGGUCCAUGAGUUUCUAGCAGGUGCUUCCUCCUUUUACGCUUCCAGGGACAAAGGCAGAGCCACAAAGGCUGCCAUCAGACCAUUCUGCAGGGAGGAGAGUGUUUCGAAGCUGGCAAGGGCUCCAGGAGCAGUGGCUGCAGCAGGUCGAAAGCCAUGGCCUGGACUUGUGUCCUCCUCAUGCUGCUGGCUCAUCUCACAGGUUGUGGCCCCCAGCCCAUGCUGCAGCAGCCACCAUCUGCAUCUUCCUCGCUUGGAACCACCAUCCGCCUCUCCUGCGCCCUGAGCAGCAACCAUAACAUCAACAUUUAUAGCAUUUACUGGUAUCAGCAGAAGCCAGGCCACCCUCCCAGGUUCCUGCUGAGAUAUUUCUCACGCUCAGACAAGCACUGGGGUACCAAGAUACCCCAUCGCUUCUCCGGAUCCAAAGACGUGGUCCGGAACCUGGGAUAUCUGAGCAUCUCUGAACUGCAGCCUGAGGAUGAGGCUGUGUAUUUCUGCGCCAUGGGGCUCCGGAGCCAGGAAAAGGAGAACUGGAUGGAGAGGGAGAGAGGAGGAGAAAAGUAGUUUACAGAUUCUGGAUCCCUGCCUCUGGAGACAUUCACACCCUGAACUGAAGAGCAGUUUGCUUUGCCCAGCUAGGCUGGCACAGGGAGGAGGGGGAGAGCACCGGCCUCCGCAGAGCCAAGAAGAUGGAGCCAUUCAGCUUUCCUUGUCCUGCAGGGUUGCCGUGAGCCCCACUGGAAGCGGGAUUAUAGAAUUAAAGUUGCUUU